CCAACAUCAUCUCGCGAUGCUCCGACUUCUCUAGGCAAACCGGAACCGGUUUAGACCAAGACCGACGGAUACGCCCAAGACCAAAGAAAACCAUCGGUUCAUUCAAACCGAUAAACUUCGAAGACUCAAUAAGAAACAGCAUGCAGCGACCAGUCACAAGAAGAUGUGCAGCACAUCCGAACGAAGGAAUGAGCGAGAUCACGAGUUCAGAACAUUCAUCCUUAAGACCUUACUUCCAAAUUUGCUGACUCAACUACACUACUCACCAGUGAACUGGAGGGACUUACUGUUGGGUAUGAGCCUGACCCUUUUGACCCACAAGAUAAUUGUCAUGACCCAUAACCAUGUAAGGUAGACUCGGCUUGCUGGCUUUUAAGCCGCCGUCUCGACUCGACUCGAGACUACUUUUAGUCGAUCAGAUGGGCGAGCGAAAGCAAUCGGCUUGACGACUCAAAGUAAAGGCCGACAGCUCGGCCCAAUCAACGAAAGGCCCAUUAAGUCAAGACGAGUAGGUUAACGAGCGACCGCCUAUAAAAGGCGAGAGAGGGGUGUCGAGGAAGGGAUCGACAAAUCACCACACACUUACUUUCGGCCAAAAACUAGGGUUUAGAUCUUAUUCUCGCCGACUUGUAUCUCCCGGCAAACUAGCUUUCGCCGGUUUACUUUUUACCGUGUCUUUCCCUUUUUGUAUCACAAUCAAACGAUUCGUUGAUCUAAUAAAACGUGUUUGUCUCGAUCCACCGACGAAAACCCGUUCCCUUUCUUUACUAGUUUGUCGAUAGUACUCGGUUCAAACAACGGUGAGCAUGUAGUUUUCUAUAUUUUUCUUCUUGUCCUCUGUUUAUUAUAUUCCAGUUUAUUUUUUCUAUAUAUAUUCUGACAUUUAAUAUGUUAUUCUCUUCCAGUGCAGAUGAGUGGUUGGAACAAAGAACAAAGAGCGAGGGAGGCCAUGAGAGCUUCAGUCUUCAAGUGUCGCUUCCUUGUCAUAGUCUUGUGUCUGCUGUCUUUUUGUUCCUUCGUUGGCAACGUUACAAAUCAGUGAGUUGCUCCUCCUUCCCUUUCUACUCUUUACGCUUAGCAUUGCUCUAUAUCAUUAGUUUAACAUUAAUAUCUGCCCCCUUUUUGACCAGGGAACCAUACAUGGUGUUUCAUGUUAAUAGCGAUGGAAAAUAUUUCAUAACGCAUCCGUGGAAGCUGCUCGAGAUAGCAAGUUGGGAUAUCGCUAAGUUUGUGGUUGCUCCUUUCUGUCUGGUUGGUCUUGUAUUCCAGAUGUGGACUUUUUCAAAUCAGACUCAAGGUCUCCAACAAGAUCAAGGAAACUUAAAACCUGAUGAGAAGAUGGUGAAAAAUCCGCCAAAAAAGAAAAAAAACAAAAAAUCUUCAUCAAAAAAGAAAGAGGGAAAUUUGCAAUACCAACAUGUUGGGGAGACAGAGAUUGAAGCUGAUCAGGAAAAUGAUAUCGACAUUAGAUAUGGUGAUCAGUCUAUUUUCGAACCACAACCACAGUCACAUCAACCUACAGAAAACUUAGAGCUCGAACUAAAGUCAAUAGUGAGGGACAAAAGUAGUAUAAACAAUUUGACUAAAUUACUGGCUGUGGGAGCUGACGGCAUUGAGGUCUUUGAGGAUACACGUGAUCAACGUCUCGUGGCCGUGAAAAGAAUCAUUUACUCCGAUGAAGCGCUUGCAAUUGCGUAUAAUGAAAGGCAAAACCACUAUAACACUGAAAAUCAUUCGAACCAAAUUCUCCGGCACUAUGGUCUCGAUUUCACUGAUUCUUACAUUUAUGUCUAUUUACAACCCUGGAUGUGCACUAUAGGUGACUUGAUUAGAUUCUGUUCAAGCAAAGGAAGUGACACACGAUAUCUCACUCAGAACCAAAUAUGUCUUUUGGAGAAAUUUAUUAAAAAAAAUAAGUGUUGGGAAGCCACUGGUCGUCCUUCCAGUCUCCUUGUUAGUCUGAUAAAAAAUAUAGUUUCGGGUGUUGCCGAACUGCAUCGUUCAAAUAUUAUUCAUCGAGAUAUAAAUCUGGAAAGCUUUUUUAUAAUGGCUACUGAGGAUGAGGAUUUUAUUGCAAAGCUUGGGGAUUUGAGCAUGGGCAAGCUUCUCGGGGACAGUGGGUACUUCGGGGAACAAAAACGGAAAGCACCGGAGCAGAUACAGAGGAAGAAUCAAUUCGAAGGUUUGACAAACGAUGUCUAUUUCCUUGGAUGUGUCUUUGGUUUUUCGAUCUCUCAGGGUAACCAUGUAUUUGAAGAUGUAUGUGAAGAUGAUAUCAUUUUUAAACAAAAAGCAAAGAAUAUAUUGAAAAACUUCCCCGAAGGUUACCAAAUUUUCAAGAAUUUGACUAGAACCCCCCAUGCAAAGCGGUAAUGUUAUUUAUUUAUUCAUUCGUUAAUAUUAUUAUUUUAAUUGAUUUCACAAAUUAACCAAUCUCCUUGCAUAUUUUCAGUAUUACUGCAAAAAGAGCACCAUGUUAUUUAUUUAUUCUUUCGUUAAUAUUAUUAUUUUAAUUGAUUUCACAAAUUAACCAAUCUCCUUGAUUAUUUUCAGUAUUACUGCAAAAAGAGCACUGGCCGAACCAUUUUUUUGGACAUGUGUGAUGAAGGUGCACUUCUAUUCGGUUGCUAGUCGUUGCUUUGUCGGUUCUAAAGAGAAGGAUGUAUGGAAUUCACUACAAAAAAGUGCAGGAAUAGUUCUGGAGAAUGACAAAUGUUGGGAUACGAGACUAGAAGAUGCUUUUAGAAUCAAAAUAGCCAAAGAGGGUUACAGUUGUGAUCGACUUGCCGAUUUGGUAAGACUUGUGAGAAAUACUCUUUGGCAUUACGGCGGAGAAGAGAAUGAAGAUGUUGAGGUUUGUAUUUUUACACAUAUUUACUAGCUAUUUUGUAUUUCAUAACACUUCAUAUUCCAAACACAUAGUGUAUUAACUAUUUUGUACAUGUAUUUGAUGUUUUAGCAUAUCGUGGGAACUUCUCAAGAAUCAAUACUCGAGUAUUUCGAUAGAAAGUUUCCGCAACUGCUGGUGCAAGUGUACUAUAUAGCUUUUGAUCACUACCGGACACAUAAGGAUUUAAGAACAUACUUUGAGUGACAAAGGUUGGUGAUUUAAUUAUUUUAAUCUUUUGCUGAUAAAUGUAAUAUCUCACUGUAUAUAUAUAUUUUAUUUUUUUUUAAUUUGUUGACAGACACUCCAUAACUAGGCUUUGGGAGAUGACUCACGACAUCUGUCAUUUGGCUUCUCCAUUAUUGGAUUAAAACUACUUAUGUUUUUUUUUGCUUCAAAUAAUUGUCGGUUAAGUUCUCUAUUGAUUCGGUUCAAAGUUAUCAAGUUUAAAGCCUUAUGAAUUUUAUAAAUAAAUGUUAAAAGGAUUUGUGAGAUACAUACAUAUUAUAUUGAACAAUACUAAACUUAACAACUUGCAUGCUUUCUUUAAUGGUCAUACCCCUUUUGUUGGUCUCUCACUAUAUCCCUUUUCUCAUCUCCGAAACUGAUCCAGUAAAGCGGCCUCCUAUCUCACAAUGGUUUGAUAGGCUCUUUCAAGUUUGUUGUUGUUCAAUAUCAAACGCCAAACAACUACUAUUUCAUUUUAUAUAAUAUUCAAAUAGAGGAGCUGCCAAAUUGGGAUAAGUCGGAAGCUAAAUAUAAAUCCCAUUUGUUCACAUGGUCAAUUAACCCUUUUCUUAAUUAUUAUGUUUUGUUUGAUUGACCUCAGCACCAUAUUGUAAGUAUUAUAUUAUCUACUUUAAGAUUACAAAAGAAGAUACAUACGUGUGAGAGAAAAAGAUGAAGCAAGUAUAAGAUAUUAUCUAAUUAGGAUAAUAUUUGUUUUCUUGAGGAAGACAUAGAUGGAUUCGUCGUUUGUAAAGAACAACAGAUAUACGAGAGAGGAGAAGACUCAUUGUCUCUUUAAUGGUUUUUUAUCUUUCCCUGUAAUGGUCCUCAAUGUAAGGUUACUACACUUAUUUCCUCCCCCUUGCAAUCUAUUUGUGUUAUCUGUGUAAGCUUUGUUGAAGGUGUUGUCUUUGCUGAGUAGAUGAUUGAAGCUUUACAAGAACGCUGUUUUGGACCUACAUUUGAACUCAAGUCACAUGACAAGGUGCUUGUGGUUUAUAUACAAGUCAAAGAUGAGUGUGUGUAUACUUGUCUUCUCAAGCUUGUUGUUUGUGUGUGUUUUCUUUUUUCUGAUUGUCACACAGUACUCUCUCUGAGAUAUGGGAUCCGUUUAUGAGACCAGAAGGUGGUGGAAGUGCAGAAUGCAGAUGAUGUUGUAUCUAGACUUGCUACUGCUAUGGAAUCCAUGGAAGUUGAAUAUCAAGGCUGUGCAAUUCUGGUGGUGAGUCAUGGAGAUCCUCUUCAGAUGUUACAUAACAUUCUCCAUUCAGCUAAGCAACACAGAGGAGGUUUUCGUUUUAGCAGUGAGGUUUCAGAUGAGCAGAGUUGCUUCCGUCUUGUCUCAGCACCGCAAGUUUGCUUUGCAACACGUAGCUUGAUCUUUGGCAUUAGUUAGAAAGACAUUUGUGUACCUCGUGGUCUACUUAAUGGAUGAAAACAUGUUCUCAGAACACACCCAAACCCAUUGUCUUUGUGCAACUAAACCUCUUGGUCUCUUUGCUCGAGUCUGAUUCAAGUUUUACCUAGACGAUGAUCAAGAAUGGGUUCUCUUGAUCUUGAUA
Brassica napus (rape) is the source of this 4677-nucleotide messenger RNA. Its product is annotated as serine/threonine-protein kinase/endoribonuclease IRE1b-like. Gene Ontology annotation, molecular function: RNA endonuclease activity; ATP binding; protein serine/threonine kinase activity. The record is from RefSeq and is a predicted model, not a curated record. Gene Ontology annotation, biological process: protein phosphorylation; intrinsic apoptotic signaling pathway in response to endoplasmic reticulum stress; IRE1-mediated unfolded protein response. NCBI's taxonomy places the organism in Eukaryota, Viridiplantae, Streptophyta, Magnoliopsida, Brassicales, Brassicaceae. The transcript has a single exon. Bases 889 to 2373 code for a protein of 494 amino acids. Gene Ontology annotation, cellular component: IRE1-TRAF2-ASK1 complex.